AUUGGUCACUGGGAUUGAACUUCUAAAACCUCCUUAUUUUUCACUAUUUUAGACCCCUUUACAGUAUUAAUCACUCUGAUAAUGGGUUGGAGUAGAGUAGGGGUGAAAGCUUUCACCUUGUUCGCUGGUGUAACGACUGGAACGACUGUAGCUUUCUUGUGGAAUGGAAAAUGUCGAGCAAACGAAAGUGGUCACUGCCACAAAACUGACAAUCUUUACAACAAUCCCUUUGUUCCUCCAGUUUAUGCGUCAUGGACAACAAAUUUUGAACCUAGCCAGAAAUGGGAUGCUAAUUGGGAUAGGCGUGAACCAAGUAGUCGAAUAAAACCGCUCAAAGAAAAUGCAAGUGAUGCUGAGAAAGAAGAACACCAGGCAAAGCUGUUGAAAUUAACACCAAAAGCUAAUCGGCAUUUAAUCCUAAUCCGACAUGGCCAGUAUAAUUUAAAUGGCGAAGAAGACAUCGAUAGGACACUUACAGCUUUAGGUCGAGAGCAAGCAGACUUUGCUGGACGACGACUAUCAGAACUGAAACUUCCAUAUGAUAAGAUCAUCCAUUCUACACUCGCACGAGCCGUCGAGACAGCUGAUAUCAUUCAUAAACAUUUGCCACACUUAGCCAUGAUAGAAGAUCCCAUAUUAGUAGAAGGAGCACCAAUACCACCAGAGCCACCUAUUGGCCAUUGGAAACCUGAGGCUCAGCAGUUCCAUGAAGAUGGUGCACGUAUCGAGGCUGCCUUCCGCAAAUACUUUCACCGGGCCGACCCUGACCAAAACAAAGAUACUUACGAAGUGAUAGUCUUCCAUGCAAAUGUUAUACGAUACUUCGUCUGUAGAGCACUACAGUUCCCUCCUGAAGCUUGGCUCCGCCUUUCCCUGUAUCAUGCAAGCAUCACGUACAUGACCAUCCGCCCGAGUGGACGUGUGGGAUUACGCACCCUUGGUGAUGCGGGUUUUCUGCCGGCAGAUAAACUCACCACCAGCUAGUAUUUUAUUCUCCUACCACGCUCUAAUAUUCUGGAUUACUAUUGAGACGAUCGAGUCACGGGACAGAUAUCUCUUGCCGUAUCCUAGACAAAGUGUUUGCUCUUUGUCGCAUUGACAUUAUUUAUGAAAGGUUCUCUCUGUUGUGUUAUGUUUGGAGUGGUACCCCAUCACAUGGAAUGAUCAAGUCAAACACCUUGGAAUAUAGUGAUAUUACUCUCAUCCCACUUUGUUUCUACUCUUUCAGAGCAUGGAGGCUUUGGUAUGAAUGGAUGUCAUUUUAAGAUAGACUCGCCAGCAGAGAGCAAUUCUUGAUUGGUCACAAUCCUUUUAAACACAAACUCUUAACUUCACCUCCAACUUGAACUCUAUCAUCUUGGAUUAUUCUACACAAGAGAUCACAACCACAAACAACUGUAACUAAAUCAAAUUUAAUGAAUUGGGUUGAUUAUACUGAAGAUACACGCAUAUCUUUGCAUUCAAUGUAAAGAUGCCACAUAUUGUUGCUCAACUUUCCUCAUGCUUGCCAAUAAUGUGUAUGUAAAAUAGAUGGAAUAGGCUUUGCCAUCAGUUUUCAAUUUUGAUUUGAUCCCAGGCUUUAAGUCGCCCACCUUAUUAGGGGUCACAGCUAUUAACAUAUACCUUGACUGACUUGAGUAAAAAGACACCACCCAAGCACAUUCCCUCCCGUCUGAGAAAACUAUUAUAAGUGAGAGUUUCUCCUUGUUUUUUUCUUUAUUUUCUCAGAAUGAGUACCUCUUCCCUACCCUAUGUAUUAUGACUUUUACCCAAGUAAUGGUCAAAUAUUUAUCUUUGGUAUAUCCAUCAAGUACUUACAUUUAUUUUGGCUUUUAUGUGCAAAAUGCAUGUUACUGUGAUCUCUCACUAUUUUGAAAGAAAUAAACAUAAAAUUAAUCGAAAA
Molecule: messenger RNA, 1903 nt
Organism: Lineus longissimus
Lineage: Eukaryota; Metazoa; Nemertea; Pilidiophora; Heteronemertea; Lineidae
Product: serine/threonine-protein phosphatase PGAM5, mitochondrial-like
Exons: 5
Coding region: 82-984 (300 amino acids)
Biological process (GO): peptidyl-threonine dephosphorylation; positive regulation of mitochondrial fission
Cellular component (GO): mitochondrion
Molecular function (GO): protein serine/threonine phosphatase activity
Source: RefSeq, a predicted model, not a curated record